AUGGCUGCCACACGCCUGUUCACAAUCGAGCAAUGCAUUGCGGAAAACAUCCCGCUAUCCGCCGGAUACCGUGACUUCGAAGGCUACAAAGGCAAAUUUCCAGAUCCCCAAUGGCCCGGCAAUGCGAAGCUUUGCGUCAACAUUGUGCUGAAUUAUGAGGAGGGGGGCGAGUACAGUGUGGUCAAUGGGGACAUGCGAUCGGAAACGGACCUCCAAGAGAUCAUGGGCCGUCCCGUGCGCACCGGCCAGCGCGACAUACAGAUGGAAACGCAGUACGAGUACGGUACCCGGGUUGGCGUCUGGCGGGUGGCGCACUUUCUCGAACAACAGAAGAUCAAGGCGACGGUGUAUGCGGUAGGGCAGUCAAUCCUGAAGUCUCCCGAUGCUGCACGGUAUCUAGUGCAGAGCGGGCAUGAGAUCUCUUCUCACGGGUAUCGCUGGAUUGAUCACCAUGCCUUGCCGCUUGCACUUGAGAAGGAGCAAAUCGAGAAGAAUAUUGAGGCUAUCCGCGAAAUCUCCGGCCAGCCACCGCGGGGAUGGUAUGUGGGUCGCCCGUCCAUGUCUAGCAAGGGAUUGGUGUGCCAUGUGUUUGACCAGCAGGGGCUCGAGCUGCUAUACCAAAGCGAUUCGUACUCGGAUGAGCUGCCCUACUGGACAGCGCACCCCUUGGAUCCUCACAAGGGCCUGCUGAUGAUUCCCUAUACGUACGAUGUCAAUGACAACAAGUUUACCACCUCGCCGGGCUUCACUAGUCCCCGUGACUGGUUGGAAUAUUGCAAGGCCGCAUUUGAUGUGUUGUACGAAGAGGGCUGCAACGGUGAACCCAAGAUGAUGACUAUCGGUCUUCACAGCAGGCUGAUUGGCCGGCCUGCGCGCUUCCAAGCACUACGCGAGCUUGUUAAGUACAUACAAAGCCACGAGGGUGUCUGGUUCGCUACUCGUGAGGAAAUUGCUCGGCAUUGGAUCAAGACACAUCCAUUCGAUGAAAACAAAUUGAAUCGGAUCCCGCACUUUCUAUAG
Molecule: messenger RNA, 1020 nt
Organism: Penicillium expansum
Lineage: Eukaryota; Fungi; Ascomycota; Eurotiomycetes; Eurotiales; Aspergillaceae
Product: Glycoside hydrolase/deacetylase, beta/alpha-barrel
Exons: 3
Coding region: 1-1020 (339 amino acids)
Biological process (GO): carbohydrate metabolic process
Molecular function (GO): hydrolase activity, acting on carbon-nitrogen (but not peptide) bonds
Source: RefSeq, a predicted model, not a curated record